Molecule: messenger RNA, 272 nt
Organism: Ambispora leptoticha
Lineage: Eukaryota; Fungi; Glomeromycota; Glomeromycetes; Archaeosporales; Ambisporaceae
Source: the annotation of a GenBank genome assembly
AACUGCAUUCGUCUCUUGAAACCAACCGGAAACGUAAGCAUGAUGAAAUCGAGAGUGAUUUUGCCGAUAAGGCAUACGGAAUCGUUACCGAUGGCCGAGCAUGGUACUUUGUCGAGUUUAUUAUGGAUGGUGAUAAACCUAGAAUCAGCAUUCAUUCGGAAACACCAGCUGUCCUAGAUUGGACCGAGGAGUCUGAGACUUUGGAAAAGGGGGCGGGUAGAAUAUUGGGUCGAAUCGUUUGGCUUUUAAAAGAGGCGGAGCAAUGGAGGUGA